Molecule: messenger RNA, 1832 nt
Organism: Annulohypoxylon maeteangense
Lineage: Eukaryota; Fungi; Ascomycota; Sordariomycetes; Xylariales; Hypoxylaceae
Product: putative methyltransferase-domain-containing protein
Exons: 1
Coding region: 451-1653 (400 amino acids)
Source: RefSeq, a predicted model, not a curated record
GUAAGGUACAUAUGCACUACGGCGUAGGUGUACAUGUAGGUAGCAGGUGUAGGUACAGUGCCGUAUAAUCGUAAACUCCGAUAGGCCAAUAACCAGCCCCCUAGACCUCCCUAGACCCCACUUCCCGACUUCAAAUAUUGAAAUAUCGAUUCCCAAUAUUUUAAACAUUUACAAACACACACAUUUGUGUGCCCAAAAUCAGCCUCGACCCAACACGAAGGCAGAAGUGGAUCGAUCGAUCCUACAUGUACAUCGAUGUUAGGUUGAAAGAAGUAGCUAAGCGGUGAAGACUCCCAUUCGAACGCCUUCUUCGGGAUUGGGCAGGAAACGCGGGAUGCGAGUUGCCAGUAUGCACGUGGCCAGCCGCAGUUGACAACCAGAAAAUUUUCAAUUUCUCUUUUCUCCAAGAAACCUACCGGCCUAUCCAAGAGCUGAUCGUGUUGUGUCACGAUGCAUUACAUCCGCCUGCUACGUCCGGCAAAGCUCGACGGCAGGAAACCAAUCGUCUCCCUCCUCAUUACCAUCACCACGGACUUGGGUGACUCAUUCCUCUACCCGGAUGAGCCAGUCGAUCUGCUUGUCUCGGCCGACGACCCGGUCGGUCAGUCCGUUCUUCAGAAGGCGGCCCAGCACCAACCGCUUAGGUGGACUGCGGGCAUGCGGGUUCUGGAUAUCAAAGUUCCUCUGAAUGCGCGUCUGAAGAGAGAUGAUGUCAGGUGUACCAUCAAGAUACAUCCGGCCACCCAGCCUCUGCCGUUGGGGGCGUUGAGAAGUAACGAUGUACUACCGUGGCGUAUCAGCGAAAGGUCUUCCGUGAGUCAGGGGCUCAUCAUGCCGGUAUCCGUGGAGAUGGUGGGGGGUGUUUGCUCGCCGGUCGCGUUACGAACGCUUCAAUUAAACACCUGUUCUCAGCCUGAGGAUCAAUUAAACCUUGACUUGGAAGAGGAUAUUGGCGAGAGUAUCGCGCGACAUAUAUGGGAUGCGGGCGUAGUAACAGCCUCUUUUCUUGCAGACGCCUGCCGUACUAGCGACGGUAUCCGUGCCGUUCUGCCGAUGGAACGUGGCGCUUUUAGCGUGUUAGAACUUGGGAGUGGCGUCGGUAUCCUUGGGGUCACAUUGGCGCUCAUCAUUCAGAAGGCUGCCACUGUUCAGGGGCGAACGCUUAAUGAAGCUACCGUAUUGCUGACAGACUUGGCAGAGGCUGAAGAACGCGCAAGGUCGAAUAUUUCGAGAUCAGAUGCGGUACUCUCUCGCUCACACACAUUUAGUUCGACGGUGACACUCGAGUAUGAGAACUUAGAUUGGGACGAGGGUAAGCUCGGACGGUUUGGGUCCCUAGCAUCUGCUCGCCCUUGGGACUUAGUUAUCCUCAGUGACUGCACAUAUAACGUCGACUCGUUACCGGCGCUUGUCGGUACACUAAGUGCACUCCAUACAGCAAAUCUCAAGUAUGCUGAGGAUCAGGCAUUUACUAAGACCUCAGUCAUAUUGGCGACGAAGCCUCGUCAUUCUUCUGAGCAAGCCUUGUUUGGGUUGUUGAAAGCUGAUGAUUGGAGAUAUAGUGUUCUCAAAUCCAUUCCUCUGCCAAGGCUGGGCGAAGAUGAUGAGGUAGUUGAUAUAUAUCUGUUAGAGAAGGGCGACGGAAAUACAUAACCUUCCAAACAUUCUGCUGCUCCAAAUUCUCGAUACAACUUGAACGUGAGGAUGGCUAGACUAGGUAGCCCUAGCAAAUUAGCAGCGUAGUAUUGAAGGCUGAAGGUAUGAUACACUGCACUUCAGGGCCUCUUCCGGGCCUAUCUACGCUCACACCUAGCUCAUAUACAGACUGGUAC